Trichomonas vaginalis G3 is the source of this 393-nucleotide messenger RNA. RefSeq names its product profilin family. Gene Ontology annotation, cellular component: cell cortex. The record is from RefSeq and is a predicted model, not a curated record. Lineage: Eukaryota; Parabasalia; Trichomonadida; Trichomonadidae. The transcript has a single exon. Gene Ontology annotation, molecular function: actin monomer binding. The coding region runs from base 1 to 393 and encodes 130 amino acids.
AUGGAAGUUUUCACAGAUAAAAUGAUUGGAUAUAUGGCUGGAGGAGCUAUAAUUGGCGACGAUGCAAAUAUAUGGAAUGCAACGCCUGGCUUUGCAGUUUCUUCUAGUGAAUUACAAUCAUUUGUGGACAUUUUCAAACCGAAUUCAGAAUACAUUUAUAAAGGUAUUAGUUUUCAUGGCGAAGUAUAUUCCGUUUCAUCCGUUUUUGACGGAAUUGCAAAAGCAAAAUCUAAUCAAUCCGGAUUAAUUAUAGCAAAAUGUCCAACGUGCUUAAUCAUCGGAUAUUAUGACGAUUUAUCGACAAUGAAAACAUGUAAUCAAGCAGUCGAAAAACUCCAAGAGCUUAUUACAAACAAUACAAAUGAAAAAGGGAUCAUUAAGCUUGAUUACUAA